Hippocampus comes (tiger tail seahorse) is the source of this 2769-nucleotide messenger RNA. It is a transcript of the gene slc27a6, whose product is annotated as solute carrier family 27 member 6. Bases 158 to 2026 code for a protein of 622 amino acids. Gene Ontology annotation, molecular function: long-chain fatty acid transmembrane transporter activity; long-chain fatty acid-CoA ligase activity. The record is from RefSeq and is a predicted model, not a curated record. Lineage: Eukaryota; Metazoa; Chordata; Actinopteri; Syngnathiformes; Syngnathidae. Gene Ontology annotation, cellular component: endoplasmic reticulum membrane; plasma membrane. Gene Ontology annotation, biological process: long-chain fatty acid import into cell; long-chain fatty acid metabolic process. The transcript has 10 exons.
UUGAAGGUAUGCUAGUGUCCAUCCGUGGGUAGGAAACGUGAACGCUAUUUGAUUUACGUCACUCUCGGUCGAUGUUUAUCACGUUGAGCAUGAAGGUGGUACCGUAGUAGUAGUGGACUGUUCAGCUCAUCCUUCCUUCGUAUCCACCGCAGAAAUUAUGCUCUCUUUUGCUUGGAUCUCAGCUCUACUCGUGGGAAUUAUUUCUGCUCAUUUUUUGCAGAAACUUUGUUUUCCCUACUUUUGGAAAGAUUUCUUCUUCCUUUUGAGUUUGACUCGGUAUGGCAUGAAACUGGAGCUGUUCAGACUGACUUCUAGAGUGUGUACAGUCCUAGACAGGUUUAUUCAACAGGCGCACCGCAACCCCGACAAGGCUUUUAUUAUCUACGAAGGGAGCGUCCACACCUACAAAGACAUUGAGCAGCGCAGCAACAGAUUGGCAAAUGUUUUCCUCCAGAAACUUAACGUGACCAAAGGCGACUGCGUUGCCCUGCUCAUGAACAACGAGCCGGACUUCGUUUGCGUUUGGUUCGGAUUGGCAAAGGUCGGCUGCCCUGUUGCUUUUCUGAAUACAAACAUUAAGUCGAGAUCGUUGUUGCAUUGCAUCACCUGCUGUGGAGCCAAAGCAGUAAUAGUUGGUGCAGAUUUAGUAGAGUGUGUUGGUGGUAUCGUAAGCAACCUACUGGAGGACAACAUUCAAGUGUGGGCAAUGAAGAGCCAUUGUGGGGACACAAAGAUGGAAUCCAUAUUGGAUCACAUAGAUGCUGCCACUGAUAAACCUUUGCCGGCAGUUUUACGUGCGACCACCUCUCUCAAAUCCCCUACCCUCUUCAUCUUCACCUCUGGAACUACUGGACUCCCUAAGGCAGCAGUGAUCACUCACCUCCAAAGCUUGAAGGCAGCAGGAGGAUGCUGGGCAUUUGGGGUGACUAAAAAGGAUGUUAUAUAUAUCUCUCUGCCACUUUACCACAGCGCAGCAUCCCUGAUUGGGAUUGGAGGAACCAUUGAGCUUGGUGCAACAUGCAUCCUCAAGAAGAAGUUCUCAGCCUCACAGUUCUGGAAUGACUGUCGCAAACAUAACGUGACAGUUUUCCAGUAUAUUGGUGAAUUGUGCCGAUAUCUCUGCAACCAGCCCAAGACAGAGAUCGACAAGGUCCACUCGGUGCGGAUCGGAAUCGGGAAUGGGCUGCGUCAGGAUGUCUGGCAGGAGUUCCUUCGACGCUAUGGAAACAUCCAAAUGUGUGAAGUGUAUGGCUCCACGGAGGGAAACCUGUGUUUCAUGAAUCACAUCGGCAAGAUUGGCAGAGUGGGGCGUUCCAACUUCAUCUACAGGCUCCUGCUGAAAUACGAUCUGGUGAAGUAUGACAUGAUGAAAGAGGAGCCAAUGAAAGAUCAAUACGGUUUCUGUCAGCGAGUGAAAAAGGGCGAGACAGGGCUUUUACUAUCUAAAGUAAGUGCCCUGACCCCAUUCUUUGGCUACGCUGGAAGCAAGCAGCUGACCGAAAAGAAGCUGAUAAGGAACGUGUUUGUCAAGGGAGAUGCCUACUUUAACACAGGCGAUCUGAUGGCUGAAGACAACGAAGGCUUCAUCUCUUUCAAAGACAGAGUAGGAGACACCUUCAGGUGGAAAGGUGAAAAUGUAGCCACAACAGAUGUGGCAGAAACCCUUGGGUCAGUUGAUUUUAUCCAAGAAAUCAACGUGUAUGGAGUGGAAAUAGCAGGGCAGGAGGGAAGAGCUGGGAUGGCUGCCAUAAUUCUAAGACCAGGCUUCAUGUUUGAUGGGAGCAAAUUUUUUCAACACGUGGUGAUGGAGCUACCCACGUAUGCUCGACCCCUCUUCAUAAGACUGCAGGUCGUGAUGGAAAUGACAAGCACCUUAAAACAGCAGAAGUUCAACCUGGUUCAAAGUGGAUUUAACCCCUCAACAAUAUCAGAUCCUCUCUAUGUGUUGGAUUAUCAGCAGAACAGCUAUAUCCCUUUAACAAAAAGUGCAUACCAGAGUAUCCUCUGUGGAGAGCGCAAGCUAUAAGACUGCAAGUGCUCGUGAGAGUAAUGGCAGUGAUCUAAGAAGAAUUUGAUGAUUUGGCCUUGCUUCUUUCACUUUUUCAUCUUUCAAGAUAGUUUGACAGCCAACAUGACAAUAUCAAAAAGAUUACACACCAGAAAAUUAAAAUGCUAAACGUUAAACGUUGAUAUUUAAACACAGCUAGUAUUUGAUUAAAAUAUAAGUACAAAUUAUGUUGGGAAGAAAAAUCAGUCAGUACACAUUCAGAGUCUAAUGGGUCCUUCUAAUAAAGUGACAGUGAUUGUGACCGUGUUCAAAUGCGGCCAGCUACAAAUUGGCUGUAAAGCCACGGUGGCGGGAACAAGAGUUUUUGAGACAGUUUACGGAGGUCACAGACAGAAGCCUGGUGCUGAACAUUCGCCUCUGCCUGAUCAGUCCCCAGUCGUACACCAUCCUUUUUCCACCCUGCCUCCCCGAGCACACUACUGCAUCGAAACAAAAGAAUCCUGGCAAUAAACGGAAAAAAAAUCUUCAGCAGGUUAUUACAGAUGUUAAAAGAGCCUCAGGACGUAUCUAUUCAACAUGUUUAUCUGUCAUAUGCACGGUAGAAACACAUUGGUAGGACUGAGCUGGGAAAUUCUGACUUCGCUGUUCUCCCUCCGCAUUUUCAAAGAAUAUAAAACAUUAAAAAGAGCAAUUUGAUAUCAUCAAAGAUGAAUACAGUACCUAUGGGAAAGGGGGAUAUGCAAUGUAUGUAAGAAGAAUUU